Cladophialophora bantiana CBS 173.52 is the source of this 966-nucleotide messenger RNA. RefSeq lists its product as uncharacterized. NCBI's taxonomy places the organism in Eukaryota, Fungi, Ascomycota, Eurotiomycetes, Chaetothyriales, Herpotrichiellaceae. The transcript has 2 exons. The coding region runs from base 1 to 966 and encodes 321 amino acids. The record is from RefSeq and is a predicted model, not a curated record.
AUGCGCAAGUUGGAGCUGCGUUUCAUUCACCGAAGCGCACAAGACUUCGUGGUGGACACGGUCAGCUUCCUCAUCACCAAGAAUAACGCAUAUCUAGCGAACAUUAUGAGCUAUGGGAGGGAGAUAAACCGAGCAUUCUGGUCUCAUUUCGACUCAAGGGUCAUGGAUAAUGUCUUUAUGGCAGCCCAGAGACGUCUUCUUCCUCGCCUGCCUCCACCGCUCUCCGAAGACAAGGAUGAAAAUAGAUGGCUGGCUGACCGAACGGAUGCCUUGGACAUAGCAUGUCCACAUCUUUCACCUCUUCAGAAUGUUGUCUUCAGCUAUGCCAUUGGAUGGGGAUUGAUUCCUUAUCUCGAGGCAAGGCUCAGCACUCUCGAUCCGGACGAGUUACGACUGGUGGCCAACUUUUGUGCAUGUCUUUCUUUGUCUGAAACACGCACACAACGGUGUGGUUAUGAAACGCGCAACGACAUCCUUGCGAUGCUUAAACCUCACCUCUCAUGGACGCAAACCCCCCUAUUAUGUCACCGCUGGGAUAAGGCUUGUUAUGUUCGCGUUGCUCGCCCUGUUUGGCAAUGUUCCUUGUACACGGAAUUGGGUUCAGCUGAAUCCGCGACAGCACUUUGCCACUGUCUGCAAUUCCCUUAUAAUUCCCUGAGUAGCACUAAUGGCGAAACACUUCGCAUUUGGGCGUAUCUCAUUUACCAUGACUGUGAAACGUGGUCCAUUUUCGCUAAACCGGACGACCCGAUGGAAUUGGUUAUGGAGUCCGUAGAGGAGUUCGACGUUUUCAAGAUCCACAUCAUCCUUCCCGAACCUUCAACAGGGGGCCCCUUCAAACUGGAGUUCUAUCAGCAUUUCCCAGAGGACUCGAGCGUUUCUGUGAAAUUGAAUCCACCGUCAAUGAAAGUCUGCAGCAGUUGUUCUCCGGCCGUAUCCCUGCAUCCUCAGUCGGGGAGCUUAUAG